This is a messenger RNA of Octodon degus (degu), 2367 nucleotides long. RefSeq names its product uridine-cytidine kinase 1 like 1 (gene Uckl1). The transcript has 15 exons. The coding region runs from base 350 to 2284 and encodes 644 amino acids. Lineage: Eukaryota; Metazoa; Chordata; Mammalia; Rodentia; Octodontidae. Gene Ontology annotation, cellular component: cytoplasm. Gene Ontology annotation, molecular function: ATP binding; kinase activity. The record is from RefSeq and is a predicted model, not a curated record.
GGUGGGGCAGUUAUUCUUGGAUGCUGCUGCAGGGUAGAAUUUCAGAUUUGUUUAUGCCUGCGGGAGGCACCUUGGAGUCCUAGGUGGAGCGUCCAGCUCAGCACUAACAUUCAAGGCACCUGGUCAUCUCAUGAGGGGCCUCAAAUUUUCUUGUCCUAUUGGUGGGUGGAAGUGGGGAAUGCAGUUUCUUAAGGGAGUUGUGGGAGGGGUGCUAGAGUUGUGGUCCUCAGCAAAUCUGUGCAAAAGCAGGCAGUCCACACACAGGGCUGGCCUGGGGACUGCAGGCCACAGCGGGCAAAAUCAGUGCUAUUAAUAUCUGGCGCGUGAGCCCCAACUGGGUGAUCCUCUUAUGCCUGUGGCUUUGGCUUCUGAGGCCAGCAGCAAGUGUGCGCCUGUAGUACGGUGGGCUCCUGGGCCUCCCAGCUUCCGUGCCUGUCUCUGCCAAAGCUCCAGCCCCACCCACCUCUUUAGCUGCUGUGCUGCCCACAAGAAUAGUUGCCCCACCCAUGGAGGGCCAAUUCAGGCAGCCAGAGCUCCUGAACUGUGCUGGGAAGCUGCUGUGGAUUUAAGAGGAUGCGAUGCCUCCCCUAACUGCCAGCACAUAAGCCACACUCUCCUGGGAUUCCCCUGCUGCCCAGGAGCACCCAUCUCCAGGAUCCCUGUGCCCACUACGUCCUUAGCCAUGAACAGCCCCCCUGCUUACCCUGGCAUCAGGAUCUCAGGGUGCUGGGCCUUUGGAGCUGAAGGCAGCAAUGCGGGGUCCCUGGACAGACUCCUCCCACCGGUGGGUGCUGGACGCUCACCUCGGAAGCGCACUACCAGCCAGUGCAAGUCCGAGCCACCCCUGCUGCGCACGAGCAAGCGGACCAUCUACACAGCAGGGCGGCCUCCCUGGUACAAUGAGCAUGGCACUCAGUCCAAGGAGGCCUUCGCCAUUGGGCUGGGAGGUGGCAGUGCUUCUGGGAAGACGACCGUGGCCAGGAUGAUCAUUGAGGCCCUGGAUGUGCCCUGGGUGGUCCUGCUGUCCAUGGACUCCUUCUACAAGGUGCUGACACCACAGCAGCAGGAGCAGGCUGCCUGCAACAACUUCAACUUUGAUCAUCCAGACGCUUUUGAUUUCGAUCUCAUCAUUUCCACCCUCAAGAAGCUGAAGCAGGGCAGGAGUGUCCAAGUACCCAUCUAUGAUUUCACCACCCACAGCCGAAAGAAGGAGUGGAAAACACUGUAUGGUGCAAAUGUCAUCAUCUUUGAGGGCAUCAUGGCCUUUGCUGACAAGACACUGCUGGAGCUCCUAGACAUGAAGAUCUUUGUGGAUACAGACUCUGAUAUCCGCCUGGUGCGGCGGCUGCGCCGGGAUAUCAGCGAGCGAGGCCGGGACAUUGAGGGUGUUAUCAAGCAGUACAACAAGUUUGUCAAGCCUGCCUUUGACCAGUACAUCCAGCCGACCAUGCGUCUGGCAGACAUUGUUGUGCCCAGAGGGAGCGGGAACACGGUGGCCAUCGACCUGAUUGUGCAGCAUGUGCACAGCCAGCUGGAGGAGAGGAAGCUGCGUUGGGAUAUGGCUGCACUGGCCUCAGCACACCAGUGCCACCCCCUCCCCCAGACGCUGAGUGUCCUCAAGAGCACACCCCAGGUGCGUGGCAUGCACACCAUCAUCAGGGACAAGGAAACCAGCCGGGACGAGUUCAUCUUCUACUCCAAGAGGCUGAUGAGGCUGCUGAUUGAGCACGCCCUCUCCUUCCUCCCCUUCCAAGACUGUGUGGUGCAGACCCCACAGGGCCAGGACUACGCGGGCAAGUGCUACGCAGGGAAGCAGAUCACAGGUGUGUCUAUCCUACGUGCUGGGGAGACCAUGGAGCCCGCACUGCGUGCUGUGUGCAAAGAUGUCCGUAUUGGGACCAUUCUCAUCCAGACCAACCAGCUGACUGGGGAGCCUGAGCUCCAUUAUCUGCGCCUGCCCAAAGACAUCAGCGAUGACCACGUGAUCCUGAUGGACUGCACAGUGUCCACAGGCGCGGCUGCCAUGAUGGCAGUGCGUGUGCUCCUGGACCACGAUGUGCCUGAGGACAAGAUCUUCUUGCUGUCACUGCUUAUGGCAGAGAUGGGCGUGCACUCAGUGGCCUACGCAUUCCCUCGUGUGAGAAUCAUCACCACGGCUGUGGACAAACGUGUCAACGACCUUUUCCGCAUCAUCCCAGGCAUUGGGAACUUUGGCGAUCGCUACUUUGGCACAGAUGCAGUCCCUGAUGGCAGUGAUGAGGAGGAGGCGGCCUCCACAGGCUAGCCUGCUAGGCUUAGCGCUCAGCCCCCACCCCUCCCUGUCACUCCUGUCCCGGAUCACAGAGCUAAGGAUGUUCACUGAAGCUG